UCGACAGCAAAUUGCUCACACAGCGAAGCAAACUUGUUAUUAUAAAUUUGAAGAAUGUCUGUUUACGCGCUGUUCACAUAUACACAUUCUGUCUCUUCGUUAAGCCUUGCGAAGAAGAAUUCUAGGCUGAACAAUGAACUUCAAGCGAGAAACGCGCGCCGUGUGAAAUUUGAUUAGGCAAGUUUUUCAUACGGCGAACGAAGCUGCGCGGAUUGCGACACGCACGGAUUUCAAAUCACUUGAAUUCCCGGGAGGAAUUAGCGAGAGGUAUUUCGGUUUUAUCGCAAACAACCUCGAUGAUGAACGGUUUGUCUGUUAAUUUUGCAAAGAGCCGAGGAUUAUUAUCUUAUGAUUUACGUAUGAAAGCGUCUGUGUUUCUUCAUUCCGGUAGCGCAUAGCCCGACGUGGCGCGAAUGCCAAAGGAUUUGCGUUGAACUGUAUGGAGAUACUUCGUCUUUUUUUUUUUUUUCACCGUCAGACGUGAUCGCGAAUAUGAAUACCGGGCGUCAGUAAAUUUGUUUGAAACCUGGAUUUGUAAAAACAUCAGCAAAAAGACGAGAUUUUUAUUUUGAAGAAAACGAUCACAGAUAUAUUGCAAAUAAUCGAUACAUAUAUUCGAUCCGAUCGCUUCCAAUUAUAGCGUUGAUUUAUUCGCGAUUGUUUUGGAACUUUGCGAUCAGAUAUUAAAAAACGGUAAAAGUGAAACUUGACACGAGCUAGCGUAUUUGCCGAAGAGAAAUAAAGCAUGCGAAAGAUAAAAUACAUAAUUGCUGCGUUUACAAGAACUAAUUACAAUUUACAUACGACCUCGAACGCUUGAGUUAUUCUGUGCGUCGAUCCACCCAAAGUGAGACGACUCUUUGCUCUGUAACAGAAAUGACAUUGAAAGGUGUGCUUCCCUCUCGACUAAUUACACGGAAGAUUAUUCAAACGUUCGACCGGGAGACGUCACGUGGAGACGUUAAUUAACACAGCCAUCUUCACAGUAGCAAUCGCCGUUCGAAACUUGAAAGAAAGAUCGAGGAAAAGCUCAGAGAGCCGAGUUUCCCGAAAGUUUGUUAUUAAUUAAUUUAUUUUCACAAAAGUCGCGAAAGUUGACGAAAGUUGACAAUUUUCCCUUUAAAAUUGCGAGAUCACGCAAUCCACUUGUCCGCUUGGGAAACAGAUGAAAUAACAUGAGAGAUCCCGAAAGACUCCUGGUGAUUUUCCCGAUGAAAGACGGGAAACCGGCGCGUCUUGUUUUGUGGUAAAAGCGUCGCGUAGUAUCGCGGCGAUGACGCGCGACGACGCCUAGUUAUUUCGGAUGUAUAUCAGCGAGGAAGAUAGUGGGGACGACGGCGGCUGCCGUCUGAUCUCCGUACGUCAGUGCGUCGACGUCGUUGGUGCGCGCGAGACGUCGUCGCGAUUGGGACGAGUCGGCAACGACGUUGACGUGACAGGCACGCCGGAGAGGCACGUUACGGGCAUCCUGAAGAAAGUUAGCUGCUCCGAAUUGCCGGAAAAGAAAUCCCGAGAGUUUCGUAAGAAUCAGUCCUGGAAGGGUCCCUCGCGGAUCGUUCAUGACACGCAUACGUUUAAAAUAUCUCGUAGAAGCGCGAGUUUCAUUCUGAGCCGAGAUAUCGAUAGAUCGACGCUGACGAUAUCGACAAACGGAUGCGCAAACACCGUAGAGGAAGACGGACACACGACGGUGGUAAAUCCGCAGUAUUGCGACACGUUGACGCGAUCGAUCCAGGGAUCGGUUAGGAUCGAGGCGCGAGGACGCGUCUUGCGCAGAAGCGUCUCCGCGCCCGGAACCGGCGAGCAGACGAACGAUUCUUCGAGGACCAAAGAGCGAGGAAACCAAAGCAGUUCAGUAAAGGACGAGGAAAUACAAGAGGAUACCAAAGAACACGCACGCGUCAAGGACUCCGCUUUGAGGCGGAGUGCAACUUCGCCGACGAGUCACGACGCGAUUUCUGACAACGUUCAGACAAACAGAUAUCGCACGAGGACCGAAUCGCGCUCGAACAAGUCGCAGGAAUUUCCAACAAAGACAGAACAACUGAUCGCCAGGCGUGCGAGAGCCUCGUCUUUUGUGAUCGAGCGCAAGAGACAUCGCCUCGGCUCGAGUACGUCCUCAAGUAGAUCCACCGAGGAUCUGUGCGGGAUAACAAGCGACACGAGCGCUGAUGGAAUGCGGAACUGCGGCAGCGCCGUGGCUGGCGUCAGCGAGGACGAAAGCUGCGUCUUGCUUGGGGUGCGAUCACUCGAGGACGCGCCCCAAAUCGGCCUCGUGCCGCGCCAGGACGACAGGUGCACCAGGAGAGACCGCGAGCGCGCGAGGAUUCUGAGACGUAGAAGGAUCAAUGGCAGAUCAGCCUCAGUUCCCAGAUUGAACGAAAAGCUAAUCUCAGAUUAGUCCGGCUAUGAU
This is a messenger RNA of Pseudomyrmex gracilis, 2413 nucleotides long. RefSeq lists its product as uncharacterized. The transcript has 2 exons. The record is from RefSeq and is a predicted model, not a curated record. The coding region runs from base 1304 to 2401 and encodes 365 amino acids. NCBI's taxonomy places the organism in Eukaryota, Metazoa, Arthropoda, Insecta, Hymenoptera, Formicidae.